This is a messenger RNA of Gadus morhua (Atlantic cod), 3258 nucleotides long. It is a transcript of the gene gdpd5a, whose product is annotated as glycerophosphodiester phosphodiesterase domain containing 5a. Gene Ontology annotation, biological process: lipid metabolic process; positive regulation of neuron differentiation. The record is from RefSeq and is a predicted model, not a curated record. Gene Ontology annotation, cellular component: plasma membrane. Lineage: Eukaryota; Metazoa; Chordata; Actinopteri; Gadiformes; Gadidae. Gene Ontology annotation, molecular function: glycerophosphodiester phosphodiesterase activity.
ACAGCCUAGGGCGCGGAAGGAUAGCCAGCAAUAGCCUUGAUAAAUAGAUGUUGACGCAAAUUGGAUAUCGUUUGAAGUCCACUUAAUGCAACAGGAACGGGCUGCUUAAUACAACUUGUAAACGGUACUUCUACCGUCCUUUGUGGACUUGGGUGUUUGACACUACACCUGCCAACGGCCCCUGUACUGUGGAGGAGAACGCCCUCCUCCACUCACUGUGUCAGACCACAGAGAUAUCGCCUCUUCAAGAGCUCCACCCACGCGUGUCAGAAGGAUUAACGCUGGGGCUUUUUUUUUCGCCUAACACUUUUGCAAAGUAUAAUAACUAGGUGCUCCUCAAUACAAUUCAAUACGAACACAUUGAUUAUUGAAAUGUAAGCGCACAUUCCUUCGUCAUUCGCCGCUGUAGUUUAAAUUGAGUCAACUAAUGUGUUCCGUUGGAUUGUUGUCACGUCGCGGCGCUGAAACUUUAGAAGACCUUUUAAAUUAUAUUUUUAAGUUUAAACCCGGUGGAGGAUUGUGUUUCGAUUUGAAUGGUAAUGAAGAGCAAGAAUUAAGCCGUUUUUAACAGCGUUCAGCAGAGACGCAUUCGUGAAAAUAAGAGUUGCCUGUCCUGUGUGGGAUGCUACUGGACUGGUGGCAGGUCGAGGCUGAAGGAGCAUGGUGAAACACCAACCCUUGCAGGUCUAUGAGAAGCAGGUGUUUGUGUCUUUUGUGACCGGAAUCUACGGUUGCCGCUGGAAACGCUACCAACGCUCCCACGAUGACAGCUCUAAGGUUGCUGUACAACCGCUCCGGAGAGUGGCGAGAUGACACGUUUCUCAUCCUGGCCUACAGUGUUGUUGGGUUCAGCUACGUCUCUAUCCUAACGAUUCUAGCAUGCUUCCAUAUUUCCUUGGGCCAGCAGCUCAACCUCUACUGGGUGCAUAAGGUGGGCGUUCUAGUCACGCUGCUCACCACCAUCUCAGGGGUGGUUACCGUGGACGAUGUGUGGGGCGAGGAGUGGGCCAUCUUGCUCAUAUCUCUGCAGUCCACAGCACCUUUCCUGCACCUUGGAGCCCUGGCCGUGUUCACGGCGCUGGGCUGGCUGGUGGCGGGAUACGUGGUCCGCAGGGAGAGGUCCAACUUCCAGGUGAUGGUGCUGCUGAUCUACGUGGUGCUCCUCCUGCUGAUCUACCUGGCUCCGCUCACCUUCAGGUGCCCCUGCGUCAUGAACAGCCACAGCCUGGCCCCGCGGCCCGAGAUCAUCGGCCGACGGGGCGCUCCCAUGCUGGCUCCAGAGAACACCAUGGUGUCCUUCAACAGAGCCCUGCAGCAGGGGGUGAGCUCCCUGCAAGCGGACGUCACCAUCAGUGAGGACGGCGUGCCCUUCCUGAUGCGGGACGACACCCUGCGGAGAACAACGGACGUGGGCAAGGUGUUCCCGUCCCGGCAGCACGACGACGCCUCCUCCUUCAACUGGACCGACCUCCGUGCUCUGAACGCAGGACAGUGGUUCCUGGAGAGCGACCCCUACUGGACGGCGGACUCCCUGUCAGCCAAGGAGCGCGGCCGCGCGGGGAACCAGACGGUGUGCCCCCUGGUGGAGAUGCUGCGCCUGGCGGCCCGCGCCAACCGCUCGGCCCUGCUCAACGUGCGCCGCCCGCCCCCCCAGCACCCGCGCCACCGCAGCUGGUUCAUGGACACCCUCUGGGUCAUCCAGCGCUCCGGCAUCCCCCAGAAGAGGGUGACGUGGACCCCCGACACGGACCGGGGGCGCGUGCGGGGGCUGCAGCAGGCCGCGGACGAGAUGCUGUCGCUGGAGGAGAUGAGGCAGAGGGGAGUCAGCAGUCUGACGCUGCACUACAGCAAGGCCAGCCACAGAGAGCUGCAGGAGUACCUGGCCAACAACGUGAGUGUGACGGUGUACCCGGUGAACGAGGCCUGGCUCUACUCCCUCCUGUGGUGCAGCGGGGUGCCUUCUGUCUCCUCCGACGCCCCCCAGGACCUCCGCAAGGUGCCUUACCCCAUCUGGCUCAUGAGCCAGAGUGCUUACUGCUUUAUCUGGAUCACGUCGGAUCUGGUGUCCAUCGCCGUCGUGCUGGUGAUUUUCUCCUUCCAAAACUAUCAUAUGAUCAGAUGGAAGAUGAGUGGCAUGCAGAACUACAACCCGGAGCACAUCAUGCUGAGCGCCGUGACGCGCCGGGCCAGUCGAGACGUCAACGUCAUGAAGGAGAAGCUCAUCUUCUCAGAACUCAACAAUGGGCUGAAUAGCACGGAGGAUCUGUCCCUCAACCUGGAGAAUGGCUAUGCUAGCUACUCAUGUGGUGGCCACUGAAUAUAUCAAACCAGAGGAAGAAAUGCUACUUUCAUGGCAUUGUAUUAAGGUUACUUGAAUAGGAUUUAACUGAUACCUUGUCUGUUUAGAGAUUUCUAACUGCCCAAAACCUGGCUUUGUACCAGGUUAUGCUGUCUUGACUGGCUUGUGUACAUUGUAAUGGCGACUUUAAAUGUAAGCUCAGUUAUAAGGACUGUAAUUACUUCUGUUAUUUAAUGCGAUCCUUCACGCUUUUCAUAUCGAGUAUUGCUACAAGCUGUACAGUUCAUGGUUCAAUAACAGUAAAUAGGUCAUGUAUGUUGAUUCUUAGAGACUUUAAAUGGAUUGAGCUAGUCACACUCUGCUUUGCAGUUCUACAUAAGUUUAGGUAGGAGGUUAGAGAGAAAUUUUACAAUAGGGUUUACCAGUAGAGUAAUCAACGAAAAACCUAUAAAUUUGUGCUCGCUUGAGUGACCCUUACAGAUGCUCUAUAUCAGUAUUGGUUCGCUAUAUUUUCCCAUGUCACCUAUUUUGCUAUUGUUUUUAUAACAGAAUGAAGGCAUUGCAUAUCGCUCCGUAUUUCAAAUCAAUGUAAAUAUUCCUGUGUAUUUUUAAUGUUUCCCUCUAAGAGGAUUUUCAUGGCUUGGAUUUAUGCAUUUAUGCUAACUUUGUUGACACAUUUUGAUGUGAAUGUCGAAGAUAGUGAUGGCGGUAUUAUUUGAUCAAUCCAUAGCCAUGACAUUUCAGUUAUAAAUGUUGGCCUCUGUUCUCUUAUGCCAUGACCAGUUCAUAUAGUGAAUGUUACAUAUUUUAACUUUCACAAGGCUGCCUUCUUAAAUGAAUUCUUAGGAUGUUGUAAAAGUUUGUAUUUUAGUCCAAUAAAAGAGGUACUGUAUUUAUAUAUAUAUUUUAUGUUGUUAAACUGGAAAACUAAUAAUUAAAAGUGUUUUUGUGUAAGUAAA